This is a messenger RNA of Lycium ferocissimum, 1619 nucleotides long. RefSeq lists its product as uncharacterized. NCBI's taxonomy places the organism in Eukaryota, Viridiplantae, Streptophyta, Magnoliopsida, Solanales, Solanaceae. Gene Ontology annotation, biological process: rRNA processing; ribosomal small subunit assembly. Bases 189 to 1265 code for a protein of 358 amino acids. Gene Ontology annotation, cellular component: UTP-C complex; CURI complex. The record is from RefSeq and is a predicted model, not a curated record. The transcript has 7 exons.
AGGCACUUUUUGUAUUUUCUCUCUUUAUUUCCGUAUACCCCGUGUGUCUCUUCAUUCUCCAGUUUCUCACAAGUCUCAAACUUUAUACUUCAGAGACCUCUCCGUGCCUUGGCGGCUGUAAAAGAUUGUCCAACAGUUCGCUUUUGGUUAAUAUUGGUGCACAAGUUAUUGACUUUUGGGAGAGAAAGAUGGGAGCUAACGACUUGCAGAAGAAGCUAAAGAAAAAGAAGAAUAAAGAUGGAGACUCCCAAACAAUGAACUCUAACUUUGUUCAAAAUGAGGAAAAUUUUCCCCAGGUAACAAAAGAAAAGAAAAGGAAGAAGAAAUUGGAAAUGCAAAAUAGUAAAAGCAAGGAUGACAUAUAUGGAUGCCAUAUCUCAUAUCAUAAAGGUAAUAAAUUGGUAAAGUUAAUUAAUAUUGUGAGCAUCAAUUGUUGGUCUGUAUGGUUGAUUUAUUUGAGGUUUUUAGCAGAUGAAUCAAAUAAUGCAAAUGGGGAAAAGAAAAAGAGCAAAUCGUCAAAGCAGAAGAGGAAAAAUAAUGCACUUGCUGAAAGUGGUGGAGUUAAUCAACCUAAUGAAAUAGAGGAUGGAAUUGGUCAAGAAAAUACCAUAUCGAGUGAACAUGGCAGUCAGGAGACAAGGAAAUCCAGAAAAAAGAAGAGAAAAAGUGAUAAGAGAGCUGGCAAAGCCGAAGCUGACAGUGUCUCGAAACGACAAAGAGGCAAUUUAGAAGAGGCCGACGACGUUGUAGAGAAGGAUCGUCCAGUUUCAAGGGCUAAGGAUAAUUUGCCAGUGGAGACAGAACAAGCUAAAGAAGAAGAUAUUUAUGAACUAUCUUCAGGAGACGAGGAUUACUCCAAAGGAAUGAGAAAAUGGGUUGCUGAUUAUCAUCAGAAUAGGCCAGGGUUAGAAGUGUUGCAAGAAAGGAUUGAUGAGUUUAUAACUGACUACGAGGUGAAAAAGGAACAGGAAAAGAAAGAAAAAGAAGCCCUUGCUGCAGAAGAUGGAUGGACCGUUGUUGUACAUCACAAAGGCAGGAAAAAGACUACGGAUUCUGAAACUGGAAUUGCAGUUGGUUCUGUUUCUCAGGCUGCAGUUAUGGAUAAUAUGGCCAAAAAGAAAAAUAAAGACGUGGGAUUAGAUUUCUACCGGUUUCAGAAAAGAGAAGCAAAGAGAAACGAGAUCAUGGUGCUGCAGAGCAAAUUUGAGCAGGAUAAGAAGCGGAUACAACAGUUGAGGGCUGCAAGAAAGUUUCGACCUUACUGAACAAAGAAAAUUUCCGGAAUAGAGUUGUAAGCUACACAAAUUUUGGGGAGAACCGGUUUCGAAAUUGUUUUAAGUUUUGAAUUCUGCUUCUUUAAAGAGAACCAGCUUUAACUAACAGCAGAAGGUGAUUGAUAAGGUUAUGUGAUACACGUGAGAUGAGUAUAGAUGAGCUACUUUUCUUGUAUGCAGUUCCCGUUCCCGUUUCUGUUGUAAGUGAGCUAGAUGCAAAAAUUUUGUUACUGAAACUUGUGCUUUAUGCUGUUAAUGGUAGGAAUUUCACUUAAAUCUCAGCCUAGAGUUGGCUGAUUUUCCCCGGGGUCGGGGAAAUAAAAAACUAUUGUAUUUUUUCUACUA